Molecule: messenger RNA, 3648 nt
Organism: Xenopus laevis (African clawed frog)
Lineage: Eukaryota; Metazoa; Chordata; Amphibia; Anura; Pipidae
Gene: p4ha1.L
Product: prolyl 4-hydroxylase, alpha polypeptide 1 L homeolog
Exons: 16
Coding region: 213-1880 (555 amino acids)
Cellular component (GO): endoplasmic reticulum lumen; endoplasmic reticulum
Molecular function (GO): procollagen-proline 4-dioxygenase activity; L-ascorbic acid binding; oxidoreductase activity, acting on paired donors, with incorporation or reduction of molecular oxygen
Source: RefSeq, a predicted model, not a curated record
ACUGGCUGUGUGAGGAGUCUCACGUAGAACACUAGCUUGGGGGGCUGGAGAAGUAACUGCACAAGGGGGGCGGAGGAGAAAAAGAUUGCACGUAUAAAAUACCAGCCGGGGCCUGGGGCCUCACAUUUUGCAGGAACAGGCGUGUAAUGACGGACGUCAGUGGCGGAAAUCAGCUAUAGGAGACAAGAGUUUUUCAGUUCAUCACGGUCUACAUGAUGAAAAUUCACCUAGUAUUGCCCCUUUUGGGGCUUCUUUCAUUAAGUUGUGCACACACAGACUUCUUCACCUCAAUUGGUCACAUGACAGAUUUGCUAAACACAGAGAGAGACUUGGUUGCAUCACUGAAAGAUUAUAUUAAGGAGGAGGAGCUGAAAUUGGCACAGAUCAGAAAAUGGGCAGACAAAUUAGAUCAUCUGACAGACACUGCGACAAAGGACCCAGAGGGAUUCUUGGGACAUCCAGUCAAUGCUUUCAAGCUGAUGAAGAGGCUCAAUACAGAAUGGGUUCAAUUAGAGAAUCUGGUGCUAAAAGAUAUAUCUGAUGGCUUUAUUUCUAACCUUACCAUUCAGCGCCAGUAUUUCCCAAAUGAUGAGGACCAGACUGGUGCUGCCAAGGCUCUAAUUCGUCUGCAAGACACUUAUAACCUUGACACAGACACCAUCUCCAAGGGCAACCUUCCAGGUGUUAAGCACAAAACUUCUUUAACAGCUGAAGACUGUUUUGAUUUGGGUAAAAUUGCUUACACGGAGGCUGAUUACUACCAUACUGAGCUAUGGAUGGAGCAGGCUUUACGCCAGUUGGAUGAAGGAGAAGAGUCUUCUGUUGACAAGGUCAUGGUUCUAGAUUAUCUUAGUUAUACUGUGUACCAACAAGGGGACUUGGACAAAGCUCUGAUGCUAACCAAGAGAUUGCUACAGCUGGAUCCUGAGCAUCAAAGAGGGAAUGGCAAUCUGAGAUACUUUGAAUAUAUCAUGUCAAAAGAGAGUAACAAAUCUAGCUCUAGCCUUUCUGAGGGCGAAGAAGUCAGAACAAGAAAAGGUCGGCCCAAAGAUCACCUUCCUGAGAGACAGAAAUAUGAGAAGCUGUGUCGUGGAGAGGGUGUCAAAAUGACUCCCCGCAGACAAAAGAGACUUUUCUGCCGCUAUUAUAAUUGUAACCGAGACCCAUUAUUCAUCCUGUCUCCUACAAAGCAAGAAGAUGAAUGGGACAAGCCACGCAUUGUGCGUUACCAUGAUAUUAUCUCUCAUGAGGAGAUUUCAAAGGUUAAGGAGCUGGCAAAGCCAAGGCUGAGGCGAGCCACCAUUUCAAACCCUAUCACAGGAGUCCUGGAGACGGCUCACUACAGAAUUAGCAAAAGACGGGCUACUGUGCAUGACCCUCAGACAGGAAAGUUGACCACUGCUCAAUACAGAGUCUCUAAGAGUGCCUGGCUGUCUGCUUAUGAGGAUCCAGUCGUUGCACGUCUCAAUAAUAGGAUUGAAAGAGUAACAGGACUGGACAUGUCUACAGCAGAAGAACUGCAGGUGGCCAAUUAUGGAGUUGGAGGCCAGUAUGAGCCCCACUUUGAUUUUGGAAGGAAAGAUGAGCCAGAUGCCUUUAAAGAACUUGGAACGGGCAACAGAGUUGCUACUUGGCUAUUUUAUAUGAGUGAUGUGGAAGCAGGUGGCGCUACAGUAUUUCCAGAAGUAGGAGCAGCUGUAUAUCCUAAAAAGGGUACAGCGGUCUUCUGGUACAAUCUUUUUGAAAGUGGUGAAGGCGAUUAUAGCACAAGGCACGCAGCCUGUCCCGUAUUAGUUGGAAAUAAGUGGGUGUCCAAUAAAUGGAUACAUGAGCGGGGUCAGGAGUUCCGAAGACCGUGUAAUUUAUCAGAGUUGGAAUGAUACAACUUUUUUUUUUUUUUUUCCUGGGAAACCAAUUUCACAUCCACAAAAUUUCCCAUACAUUCAAUGUUUGUGCAGUUUGCAAGCAACCAACCCCAGUCUACUAGUCUUAAGAACUCUGUGGGGGGGAGAAGGACAUUAAUGUUGAAUAAAGUGUCUGAAACUUCUAUUGUGUGUCCCCCCCCAAAAAAAGACCGGAUAAAACUGGAUACAAAAUGCAUUGCUGUGAUCUGUAUUUCCCUAAUGUUGGAAACCUGCUUCUACUCCAAAAGAUUAUUGCCAAAGGGUGCCAGAUAACCAAGCUUAAUAUAACUACACAACAAGGACAAGAAUCAGCCAGAGAUUAAUGGAACAGAAAUAGCCUUACAUGAUCAAAGUUGUGUUAUUGGAAAAAUGAAAUGUUCAAGUUUCAUUCUACAUUUAUGGUUGAGCUUUUAUGGUUAAAGUGACUUCAUACUAAACAAUUAUUCUCUUGAUGAGCAAGGCAAGAGAAACUUAACUGAAAAUGGUCUGAAAUGAAUGCCAAGCAAUCUGCUACUCUCUUUUGACAAUAUGGUCAUUGUGGGCAAAGUUUCAAUAGGGUUUGUGAGAAAAGCCAGUGGAACGGUAUUAAUGGUAUUAAUCUUAGAAUAAAUACGGUGUGCAGAUAAAUAACCCCACGUGCAAUGAAAGUAUGCCUACGUUAUAGUUAAGAGGUACAGCAGUAUAGACCAUCCUUAUUUGUAUUAUCUAGGUCUCUUUUGAAAGACUUUUUCAAACCAGACUUUAGAAUUUAUGAGGCUGAAAGCAUUUUGCUGUGAAAAUUUGACACAAACGGCAUAUAAAUCAUCUCUCUAAAUCCCCAUACCUUUUUCUUUCUAUAAACGUUAUUGCUUUUACAUUUUUCUUUAACCCCAGGAGUGUGGCUCUGCUAAUUAACUUCCAGCAUUUGAAAUGGAAUCGGACCGGGCAAGUUACUGUUGUGUUAUUCACUGCCAAAAAAACUUCUGCUUGUUAAAGUGCUCUUAAUGUUGUGUCAGCCUGAGUAAUACGCAAUCUUUUUAAAAUUCUCCCUCACAAGCUCCAGUCUGCUAAUGGAAAGCAUUCCCUUUCUGUACAUUGGCUUUAAAAGUAAAAAGAGCCAGUAACCUGUAAUGUGCAUGUUUAUUGGCCAGCAGGAGGCGUUGUGCAAUACUUUUGGUUCAAGACCUUUAGGAAAAAUGACAAGUCCAGGUAUAAUACAUAACAAACUUCAAUGGCAUAUUUAAAAAAAAAAAAAAACACAAUGCCUUUUUCUGUUGUGUUAAAUUGCCUUUGCUAUUUGGAUAUCAGGAAAUGCACUGGUGCAGAUUAUUGGCUUUUUUUUUUUUUGCUAUGUGUUACAGUUCAGUGCCUUAGCUUUCCUAAGACUGGACCACAAAUCAAUUCAUAACAUUUUCCUUCCCUUGCACCUUUCAAUGGAUCCUUCAUUAUUCUGACCUACACGUGUUCCAUCUACUCAACUGAGCUUUGAUUGGAUACAGUUUCUUUUUAUUUUUUACUUCCCUCACAGAACAGAUCAUAUUUCUAUUUCAGAGCAUUUUGUGGCAAUGAAAUUUGACCUAUUUAUAAUCCAAUUUAAAUGCUUUUUUAUUUUUUUUUGUAUUGUUGUAUUUUGCGGGGAAAUGAAAUGUGCUGCAUUAUAACAAAAGUGAGAUUAUGUCCGUGUUAUGGUCACAAUAACAUUUCCUAAUGCCAUGUGCUACAUCCUCUCCCUAAUUAUAUUUCUAUUAAAUUUAUAAAAAAUCAA